AUGUACCGUCAAGACAGCGAACUUAACCUUUCCCUCAUGGUAGCAGAUUUACUUAGCCCCCUUGGAAACUGGUGGAAUGUAGGCCUUAUUCGUCAAACUUUCACCGAUGAGGAUGCUGAACGUAUUUUACAGAUAAAGCCAAACCUUCACUUACAAGAUACAAAGAUAUGGGGUUUUGCAAAGAAUGGCUGCUAUGAUUCUAGGAGUGGCUACAAACUAUUGGAGUCACUUGAUGAAGCAUGA
Molecule: messenger RNA, 243 nt
Organism: Thlaspi arvense
Lineage: Eukaryota; Viridiplantae; Streptophyta; Magnoliopsida; Brassicales; Brassicaceae
Source: the annotation of a GenBank genome assembly